UAAGAAGAAGAGCAAAGGAAAGAUGUGGCGGUUCCUGAAGGUAGGCGGUCGCAGCCAUUUUCCCCUUUCUUGUGCGCUCCGAAUCCGAAGUUUGCUCCAUCUGCCACGCUCCUUCUCUUGUGUUUGUGUGGUGGUAGAUGUUGCGGAUGGGGAGAGGGUUGACACUUCAAAACCAGGCUUUAUCCACCCCGCUGCCAUUGUUCACCCCAAUGCCGUCAUCGGCCAGGGUGUUUCGAUUGGUCCUUUUUGUUCUGUUAGCUCCUCUGCAAAACUAGGGAAUGGCUGCCAACUAUAUCCCGGAAGCCAUGUUUUUGGAAGUACAGAGUUAGGGGACAAUUGCAUGUUGAUGACCGGUGCUAUUGUUGGUGAUGAUUAUCCUGGAUGUACCAUCAUUGGAAGUAAUAACAGAAUAGGAUAUCAUGCUGUGAUAGGUGUCAAAUGUCAAGACAUGAAAUACAAGCCAAAGGAUGAAUGUUUCCUGGAAGUUGGACACAAUAAUGAUAUUAGGGAACAUACUUCAAUCCAUCGAUCUUCAAAAUCAACCGAUAGGACGGUUAUUGGUAGCGGCAAUUUUAUAAUGGGAUCUUGUCAUAUUGCCCAUGAUUGCAAGAUUGGUAACAACAAUAUUUUUGCUAACAAUACUCUUCUAGCUGGGCAUGUCGAAGUGGAAGACUACGUUCACACUGCAGGUGCAACUGUUGUGCACCAAUUCUGUCAUCUUGGCUCUUUUGCCUUUCUUGGUGGUGGUUCUGUGGUUUCACAAGAUGUCCCAAAGUACAUGAUGGUAUCCGGAGAAAGAGCUGAGCUUCGGGGUCUAAAUUUGGUGGGCCUUACACGAUAUGGAUUCAGCAUUGCAGAGAUCAGGAGCCUGAGGACAGCUUAUCGAAAGAUAUUCAUGUGUAUUGAUGCAAAUGCCGGGUCUUUUGAAGAAAGGCUUGCAGAAGUGGAGCAGCAUGGAAAUUUGGUUCAUGUUCCUGCUGUGCGUGCUAUGCUGCAGUCUAUUCGCAACUCUUUUGCAGAAGAUCGUCGUGGAAUAUGCAAGUUUAGACAAUGGAAUGUCUCUUGAAGCAUGCCGAGGUUUUCAGUUGCCAUGCCGUUUCUGCUCAAGUGACAACUCACGAUCAUUAUAUAUAUUCCAUGACUGCUCACCAAUGGGAGGCCUUUUACAGUGAAGUUAGUUUACAGUGCAGUGGUUCUCUUCAUUUGUCAUAUUUUUUGGAAGAGUUUGUUGUAUUAUUAAGGGAGAAUUCAUUAUGAAUCUCGAAUUUUGUAUAGGUCACUAUUUUCUGUACCAAGUCAAUAUUUAGCCUGAAAUGCAUAAAAUUUUGGUAUCUUA
Cajanus cajan (pigeon pea) is the source of this 1336-nucleotide messenger RNA. It is a transcript of the gene LPXA, whose product is annotated as bacterial transferase hexapeptide repeat-containing protein. The record is from RefSeq and is a predicted model, not a curated record. Gene Ontology annotation, molecular function: acyl-[acyl-carrier-protein]-UDP-N-acetylglucosamine O-acyltransferase activity. Gene Ontology annotation, biological process: lipid biosynthetic process. NCBI's taxonomy places the organism in Eukaryota, Viridiplantae, Streptophyta, Magnoliopsida, Fabales, Fabaceae.